Messenger RNA from Microdochium trichocladiopsis, 2207 nucleotides. Its product is annotated as general substrate transporter. Gene Ontology annotation, cellular component: membrane. The transcript has 3 exons. The coding region runs from base 471 to 2114 and encodes 547 amino acids. The record is from RefSeq and is a predicted model, not a curated record. Gene Ontology annotation, biological process: transmembrane transport; carbohydrate transport. Lineage: Eukaryota; Fungi; Ascomycota; Sordariomycetes; Xylariales; Microdochiaceae. Gene Ontology annotation, molecular function: carbohydrate:proton symporter activity.
CACAGCUCCCGCGGACAAAGCUUGGUUUGGGGACAAGCUUUGCACCCACCAUGCAGACCCGCCUCGGUCAACUCCCGAGGGCACGACCAGGGGAAUUCCCUCCCUUCGUACGAGCCAGAGAAGCAGACCCCACGGGGCUCCCGCCUCAUGGAGUGUGGCCUGGUCCAACUAGCUCAUCAGUGGUCGCUGUUCGAUUGAGCGGUUUCCUUGCGUAUGCCGGCAUUCACAAUGUGCCCACCGCUCGGGCAACUUCCGCUGCCAGUUGGACGAAGGCGGCCCCCAACAAGAACUCCUCAUGACCCCGUGGGGUCCCCCCGCGAAUAAACAGCGAGGGGAAGUGUCCUUGGGCUAUAAAGAUUCGCUUCCCCUGCUCCUAGGGUCUGCCGGUUUUGUUCUCACUCAUCGACUCCUUCUGAAGUCCCUCAUCCAGCCUGUCCUAGAGAGUCAUCCUCCCUUGCAAGCCUGCCAAGAUGAAGAUCUCUUUCGGAAAGACGGAGGCCAUGGCCGACACGCCCAAGCAGGUGUUCAACUGGCGCCUGUAUUGGAGCACUUUUGUCUUUGGCAUCCUCGGAGCCAGUCGUGGUCUCGACGAAGGUCUUGUAGGCGGCAUGGUCACCCUCAAGAGCUUCUCUACCGAAUUCGGUCUGAACCAGGGAAGCAAGGAGCAGAUUGCUCAGACCACGUCCAACAUCACCAGCAUGGUCCAGCUCGGCUCCAUCAUCGGUGCGCUCCUUGCCUUCCUCCUCUGCGACAACAUCGGCCGUAUCCGCUCGUUCCAGGUGCUUUGCAUGCUGUGGCUCGUUGGCUUCAUCAUCGUCAUCACCAGCCAGGGCAGCGUCGCCCAAGUGCUCGGCGGCAGGUUCAUCGCCGGCCUCGGCAUCGGCAUGACCACCGUUGUUGGUCCGACCUACCUCGCCGAGACGGCUCCUCGGGCGGUGCGUGGCAUGCUCACCAACAUCUUUGCCGGGUCCGUCUACUUGGGUGUCAUGAUCGCCUACUUCAGCAACUGGGGUGCCUCGAUCAACAUCCCGUGGACGUCAAGAAUGCAGUGGGUGGCACCGCAGACGGCGCACAUUGGUUUCGCUGGAGCGCUCCUCAUCAUGUCCUUUACCGUCAACGAGACCCCUCGCUACCUGACCAUGAAGAACCAGCCCGAAAAAGCCAUCUCUGCCCUCUGCAAGCUCCGUCAGCUCCCCGCGGACCAUCCCUUCGUCCAGGCCGAGCUGCUUGGCAUCCGGGAGCAGCUCGAGCGCGAGAAGGAGGCCACCCACGGUGUCUCGCGCUGGGGCAAGAUCCGCGAGCUCCUCAUGGUCCCCGCCAACCGGUACCGCCUCAUGCUGGGCUGCAUGUCGCAAAUUUUGGGGCAGUGGUCAGGCGCCUCGGCUAUCACGAUCUACGCGCCCAACUUCUUUGCCACGCUUGGCAAGACGGGCGAGUCCGAGAAGCUGUUUGCGACAUGCAUCGUGGGCGUCGUCAAGCUGUCCGCGGCCUACCUCUCUGCCUUCUUCCUCAUCGAGUUCAUCGGCCGCCGGCGCUCCCUGUACUGGGGCAUCACACUGCAGAUGAUCUCGAUCCUGUACGUGGCCAUCUUCCUCGGCAUCAUCAGCCCGGACAAGCUGGCGUCCGGCAACCUCUCCGAAACGGACAAGCAGGCCGCCACCGGCGCCGUGGCGAUGCUGUACAUUUCGGGCGUUGGCUGGACCAUGGGCUGGAACUCGUUCCAGUACCUCGUCAACGCCGAGAUCUGGCCCCUGCGGCUGCGUGCCCUCGGCUCCUCGCUCGUCAUGUGCCUGCACUUUAUCAACCAGUACGGUAACACCAAGGCUGUGCCCUUGAUGGUCCUGGCCAUGACGAGCUACGGCUUCUUCGCCUUCUGCGCCGCCGUGUGUUUCCUGGGCCUGCUGUGGGUGUGGUUCUUCGUACCGGAGCUCGCGGGCCGCUCGCUCGAGAGCACUGACGAGCUGUUCAACCUGCCCUGGUACAAGAUUGGACGGCAUGGCGCAAAGACUCCCGAUGCCGAGGCCUCGAACGAGCAUGCUUGGGCCAACGAGAAGGACGAGGCGGUUGCGGCCGAAUCAAAGGGCUUCCAUGUGGAGGAGGCUCGUCGUGACUAGGAUGUAUCUCUGCAUGGCGGCCAUAUCGAAACUUUAGUCAGUCGGGAAAUACAGUUCUUCUUGACGGAGUAAAAGAGACUCUGCUUCCUCCUA